This is a messenger RNA of Hipposideros armiger (great roundleaf bat), 2890 nucleotides long. RefSeq names its product caseinolytic mitochondrial matrix peptidase chaperone subunit X (gene CLPX). The record is from RefSeq and is a predicted model, not a curated record. Gene Ontology annotation, cellular component: mitochondrial matrix. Gene Ontology annotation, molecular function: ATP binding; ATP hydrolysis activity. NCBI's taxonomy places the organism in Eukaryota, Metazoa, Chordata, Mammalia, Chiroptera, Hipposideridae. The transcript has 8 exons. The annotation marks the transcript as partial.
AGUUCUAGUAAUUUCUUUGGCUUUUUUUCAGAAUUGCUUCAGAUUGCUGGAAUUAGUCCACAUGGUAAUGCUUUAGGAGCAUCAAUGCAGCAGCAAGUAAAUCAAAUGCCUCAGGAAAAGCGAGGAGGUGAAGUAUUGGAUUCUUCCCAUGAUGACAUAAAACUUGAAAAGAGUAAUAUUUUGCUGCUUGGACCAACUGGGUCAGGUAAAACUCUGCUGGCACAAACUCUAGCUAAAUGCCUUGAUGUCCCUUUUGCUAUCUGUGACUGUACGACUUUGACUCACGCUGGAUAUGUAGGUGAAGAUAUUGAAUCUGUGAUUGCCAAACUGCUCCAAGAUGCCAAUUAUAGUGUAGAAAAAGCACAACAAGGAAUUGUCUUUCUGGAUGAAGUAGAUAAGAUUGGCAGUGUGCCAGGCAUUCAUCAGUUACGGGAUGUAGGUGGAGAAGGCGUUCAGCAAGGCUUAUUAAAACUACUAGAAGGCACGAUAGUCAAUGUUCCCGAAAAGAAUUCCCGCAAGCUACGUGGAGAAACGGUACAAGUUGAUACAACAAACAUCCUGUUUGUUGCAUCUGGUGCUUUCAAUGGUUUAGACAGAAUCAUCAGCAGGAGGAAAAAUGAAAAAUAUCUUGGAUUUGGAACACCAUCUAAUCUGGGGAAAGGCAGAAGGGCUGCAGCUGCUGCAGACCUUGCUAAUCGAAGUGGCGAAUCAAAUACUCAUCAAGAUAUUGAAGAAAAAGAUCGAUUAUUACGUCACGUAGAAGCCAGAGAUCUGAUUGAAUUUGGCAUGAUUCCUGAGUUUGUGGGACGGUUGCCUGUGGUAGUUCCUUUGCAUAGCUUAGAUGAGAAAACGCUUGUACAAAUACUAACUGAACCACGUAAUGCCGUUAUUCCGCAGUACCAGGCCUUAUUCAGCAUGGAUAAGUGUGAACUGAAUGUUACUGAGGAUGCUUUGAAAGCCAUAGCCAGAUUGGCACUGGAACGAAAAACAGGUGCACGAGGCCUUCGGUCCAUAAUGGAAAAGCUGUUACUAGAACCAAUGUUCGAAGUCCCUAAUUCUGAUAUUGUAUGUGUGGAGGUUAACAAAGAAGUAGUAGAAGGAAAAAAGGAACCAGGAUACAUCCGGGCUCCAACAAAAGAGUCCUCUGAAGAGGAGUAUGAUUCUGGAGUUGAAGAAGAAGGAUGGCCUCGCCAAGCAGAUGCUGCAAACAGCUAAACUGUCAUGUCAGACUUCUGUCCUGUAUAUAAAGCUUUUCCUUCUCGUGUUUAGGAUCGUAACUGUCUCUACAGUCUGACAUUAAAAGCAUUGGAUCUAUCUUGGAUAUCAUACAUGGUCAGAAGCCUUUAGGAUAAAAAUCAGAUCAUGUAUGUUAGGUAACAUUACAUUGAUUUAUACAGAGGACAUUAUGUGGACUUUAAUGACAUAAUGUUCAGAGAUAAAAAUGUAUAUUAUUUUGGUUCCGUUUUUUAAAAAUAUGCUUAAACAAAAUUCUUAGGAGUUCUUUUAAGCAAUGCAGGUGUUGCAAUAACUGGAUUUUACAAUAAUGUUACUCUACAAAUGGGAAAAUAAAUUCUUAAAAUUGAAGAUUGGGAUACCAUUUUUUAGUUGAACCUUUUCUACCCAUAUUUGUUUCCUGAAAAUACUAGAAUUUUAUUCAUCUUAAAAAUUGGAACAGGUAGUUUCCAAGUGGUUAAAAAUUUCAUGGAAAAAGUACCCUGGAGAACCAUAUUUUAAUGAUUUGUUUAGCUGUAUUCUUAGUCUUACCUACUAAUGCAUGACACUAACUUCCCAAUUGGUACUAUAAGAAAGGCCAUUCUCUUGCUGACUUGUCUGAUUUAUUUGCCAUCUUUAAUGAAUUAUAGUAUCAUGAGUGAGCAGAUGGAUCUGAAGUCUGCCUUAUUAAAUCUUCAGAAAAAGACUACAUCUAAUUUUAAAAGUAGCAUGCAGCAUCAGUCAUAAUAACAGCCAUGUGCUGAACUAAAUAAAAUAUCCUAAUAUUGUGCACUUACCUAAAGUGCUCAGCUAGUUUUUUUGUUUUGGUUUUUUUUUUUUGUGCUGGAUUUUGUCUAAUUCUUUGGCUUCAUAGAACAUUAAAAACCUGUGCUUUGCUAUCAGCAGAAGUUAAUGUGUUCACACUAAAAUAUAAGUUAUUAAUCUUCAGUAUGUAACAAAACUAAACUAGGGGCAACUUAGGGGACUUAAAAAUAAAAAUUAUUUCUCAUAAAUAUUAAAAUAUUUGGGUACCUUUUAAACUUUUUCAUCUGUAAUGUUGAUAUAAUUUACUAUUCAUUCAGUUCAAACUUACUUGAAAAUGGUUUAAAUCAGAGUACAUAGAAAUAUUUGUUUUUAUUUGUUGGUUUAUAGACUCAAGUUUUCCUUGAACCCCCUUUUUCUUAGGAAGAGAACCAUAAACUAUAAGCAAAUUCAAAAUCCUGUUGAUUAAGAGAAGGGUUGCGCUUUCAGUGAUGUAAUAAGAGAUGUGAGAUAGCUAUUUAUGGCUGAGGUAGGACCAGAAAUGCACUUUCGCAGAUUUUUAAGCCUGGUUGCUAUAGUAUGGAACAGAAACAGAUAUCCUUGUUAGUCUCCCUAGCAAUGGUUAAACUUUUUCUCAGGAAGCCUUUCAUAUUAUAACUGUUCAUUGUCUUUCUCUAUGGCAUCAUCAUUUUCCUUUUUGUAGAGUGAAAAUUGGAGUAGCUACUAAAUAUAUUAAGGGUAAUCCUCCAGAAUUGGACUGGGAGACAUUUUAGUCACAACAACUUACAUUUGGUUUUGGAAGUUGUUAACAAAACAUAAUCGAUGUUUUUAAAUCAAACACAACUGAGUAUAACUACGAUUUGUAUCUUGAAACUUAUGUUUUGUCAUUUGAAUAAAACAAAAGGACUAAAUGAAA